AUGGCAUCAACGAUCGGCAUCAAGGGCGCGCACAUUGGGCCCUCGCCCCUCGGCGGCAAGCCUUUCGUGUCGAAAUGGUCGAAUAGAUACCGAGGUGCCACAGUCCAGGACCUCGAGCCGCCGUCGGCGCUGUCGCUGAACCCCUCGGACCCCAUCUCGCUGGCGCUGCUGAGCGCCUUCGAGCGCGACUACACGCACCUGACCAUCAUCGACAGCUCGACGCGCUCGCUGCUGGGCUACAUCGCGAUCCCGCAGCUGCAGGCGCAGCUCGACGGGGGCCACGUCAAGCCCGAGGACCCGCUGUCGGCCGCCAUGGUGCGCUUCCAGCGCAAGGGCCGCACGUACAAGGUCAUCACCAUGGCCACGCCGCUCGAGGAGCUCGAGGAGUUCUUCGAGGGCGGCGGCGUCGGCCAGAAGCAGGACUUUGCCGUCGUCACGGACGAGGCCCGGCGCUUCGUGCUCGGCGUCGCCACCAAGGACGACCUGGAGGAGUUUGUCAAGAGGCGGCCGGCGUGA
Messenger RNA from Neoarthrinium moseri, 516 nucleotides. RefSeq lists its product as uncharacterized. The coding region runs from base 1 to 516 and encodes 171 amino acids. The transcript has 2 exons. The record is from RefSeq and is a predicted model, not a curated record. Lineage: Eukaryota; Fungi; Ascomycota; Sordariomycetes; Amphisphaeriales; Apiosporaceae.